This is a messenger RNA of Rhipicephalus sanguineus (brown dog tick), 570 nucleotides long. RefSeq names its product ribonuclease P protein subunit p14 (gene Rpp14a). NCBI's taxonomy places the organism in Eukaryota, Metazoa, Arthropoda, Arachnida, Ixodida, Ixodidae. The record is from RefSeq and is a predicted model, not a curated record. Gene Ontology annotation, biological process: tRNA 5'-leader removal. Bases 164 to 556 code for a protein of 130 amino acids. Gene Ontology annotation, cellular component: ribonuclease P complex. The transcript is spliced from 5 exons.
AUCCAAUCCAAAGAACGUAAACAAAAACUCGUGUUUCUUGCGUGCAUCGUAUGAUGCGUCCCGUGUUCCGAUAGUUCGAACGCUUUCGCGUGCACAUUGAACAGAUUCAACUGAUGAAUGACUGAAGCACGUUUACCAAAAGUUGGUGCAAAAAUCUGUGCUCAUGGAAAGUACGAGGAGAAAUUUUCGCACUGUUUGUCGGACGCAGCACGUCUACAUGGACGUUUCACUCCGUUUUGAGGAGCCUGGUGAAGAAGUUGAUGCAACAAUGUUCAAGUUUAUUAUACAGCAAGCCUUGAGGACGUCGUUUGGUGAAGUCGGUGCAUCCGUCAAUGUUGAUGUUCUGAAGUUCCGGGAGGCAGACCUGCGCGCUUACUUGCGGGUUUUGUCCAGCAACCUGGUCAGGCUUUGGAGCUCUCUCACACUGACUUCCUGUUACAAUGGAAGGCCGUGUUCCUUUCGAGUGUACAAGGUGUCCCCUAGCCUGGCCUCGCUGGCCGUGUCAAGUUCGCACUACCAGCACGUUCCGGCCGCAAAGACAACUGCUCACGAAUAAAUGCUCGGGCUUGG